AUGUAUUUUCAGGAAAUGACAAGUAGAAUGAUGUUGACUUUCAGCAUCUUUGUGUUGAAAAGCUCAUACGCUCAUACGUUUAUGUCCAAUGCCAAAGUGAAGCUUAAAGUAGUAAGUAUGGUCUUCAUGUUUGGUUUAUAUGCAAAAGAAAGGCUUUACACUGAAAUGAGUGAACCAUAUGGCACAGUUUGUGAUGACUGCGGGCAAAGGCAGAUUGGUGAUAUAAUAUUUCAUGAUUUGUUUUGCUAUGAUGUCUAUAUUGUAUCAGCACCAUGUCCUCAAAAUGCAAGGCAGAGUGAAGUUGAUGAUUUCAUGGCUGAGCACAUUGUCAAACCUCUUGAAGACCAAGGAUUCAAUUGUUAUCAUGGCUCCAGAAACAUAACUGGAGGGGAGUUCAUUAUACAAGCCAUGAGCUAUCCAAUCACCAUAAUCCCAACAACCAUUGUGCCAGUCUACAAGGACAAGACUUUUUCAUCCCUUCGGAAUCUUCUUCUCAGACCAGACUAUCUAGAUAGAAUUGUGCUUCUUUCAUUUGAUUCAAGCAAAGCUGACCCUAUUUUAAUUUCAAAAACAAGUUACUCCAUGAGUGUAAAUGAUGUGCGCUUACUACAAAAGAUAAUUCAGACAAUUGAAAGGAACCGGAGACAGAUCUCGCUGCUAGAAAGAAAAAUAAAAUAUGAAAUGAAAAAUGAGCCAGAAUCAACAUUGAGUUCCAAUGCAUCUGAAAUUUACAGACACACUCUGAUCAAGAAACCAGAUAUUCGAUUGUCCAGUCAAAUAGUAACCAGAAAUGUUUCUUUUUCAUGUGAAGAAAUCUCUGCUAUUUGCUCCAAAUUUCCUAAGAUGGGAAAUGAUAUUCUCAUGGAGGAUCUUAAAUGUACAGCUUCUCCAGAUGUGCUCCUGAGCCACUGCCAUCAUCACGACAAAAAGAUUAGUCAUCAAGCAGCAAAACUAUUGGAAAAAUGUAUUGAGAAAGAUAUUUCAAAAUUUUGUAGGAAUACAAGUUUACAAAGAUUUGAAAAAGAAGUGCGAUUCCUGGCUGAAAAAGAGUACACAACACGUUGUGAGAUAAGCAACGAGUUUGUGAAAUUAUACUUCUGGAUUAUUGCUGCUACCUAUUUUAGGAUAUAUAAAUAUAAUGAUACAGACCUAAAGGCCCACAUGAAAUCAUUGACAUUAAAAAAAAAUAAAACCAGUCCGAAGCCAUUUGAUAAGCUCUAUCAACUAAGUUAUCUUAAGCUCACCGCUUCAUUGCUCACAAAAAUUAAGACCUGGCCGAACCAACUAGACAAGAAUGCUGUGCGCAUUCAAAUGCUAGAAAACUGUAUGUACUUGGUAAAUCACAAAGAUUUUGGCACCGGUGAAAACAUGAAAGCGCUUGCUGCAACUGUGAAACAUCUAAAAGCUCUGCCUUGGGAUAUAAAACACAUAUUUUUGGUGCUUGUCACGGAAAAGAUCUUUGCUCAAAAAUCUACAGAGUAUGGCAUACGUUUUUUUGCUGAUAUUUGUGCAUUAUUGCAGAACAAGCACACUGGCAUUUUUCUUGAUUUGGUUGAACGGACAACAGAAUAUAUUCGGGAGCACUAUACAAAAGGUGCUCUUGGUGCAUGUUUAAAAGUUCUUGAAAUUAUUUUGGAUUGGCUGAAAGUGAAGAGACGAAAACAGGAAAAAUGGAUGAGCAUUCUUAAACAUUUCUUUAAAAAACUUGUCUAUCAUCCUUCGAGUGAAGUCAGAACCAUCAUUUCCCCAUUGCUUUUUAGUGAAGAUUUAAAAGGCAUUGCUAUCAGCCAGUUGGGAUGCACGUGCAUAAGAGUUUGUGAUGACCUUGUUGAGAGAUGUAUCCGUGAAAAGUUACUGAGUAUCUGCCCAGACAUGAUAUUCAAAGGUCACGGUCAAGCAAUGUUGAACACUUUCACGCUUGAAACAACUACUUCAACAGGAGAUGCAUUGGUCUGUAUGCUUAGACAGAAGACAUUGAAUGAUAUCCUGCAAACUAAUUAUACAGAUGAUGCUUAUGAGAGUUUUCAAGAAAUAUCAACAGCGGUUGCCAGAUGUCAAGGACAUGAUAAUAUUGUACACUUGCUGAACAUGUCACCUAGUGGCGUACCUCCAUUUUAUAUGGUGGAGCAUGGCAAACCACUGUUGCAUUUCCUACAUGACAAGGAGAAUCAGCUUACAUGGUCAGAAAUUACUAAUAUACUAAUUGAGAUCACCAAUGCAGUUGUCCAUUGCCAUAGGAAUUUUGUUGUCCUCCGUGACAUUACACCUGCGAGCUUUGAAGUUUUUCCUGGAGUGAAUGGUUCCUUUCAAGUAAAGCUCUCCAGUUUCCUCUACGCAAAAUGCACUUUGAAUGAAGAAGCUGUGGACCCUACACAUGAAUACAUAGAAGAUUAUGACUUUUUAUACUUUCAAGGUGACUAUAAAGAACCAGUUGCUGCUUAUUUUAGUGCUCCUGAAACCCUGUCAAGCAGAAUGUUUUCUAAAUUCACAGAGAUAUGGAUGCUCGCUGCAACCUUUUAUUCAAUUCUUCUUUAUGGCAGGCAACCAUUCCAAGAGCUAGCUCAUCUCAGUGCAUCCCAGUUUGUUAAUGAGAUUAUAUCAUGCCACAAACCUAACAUUCCAGGCUCAAUUUCACCUGAUCUAUGGACAACACUAAGUGCUAAUUUAGGCUUCGUGGCAGACAAACGCAUGGUGAUUGGCGCGUUGCUACAAGAACUGGAAUCAUACAAAGAUAAUUUGGGACCAAAGAAAGACACAAUUUACGCAGUUAAAUCAGUGUGUGCUUACAUCAAUCCUGCAGACAUCCAAAGGGGUUACCUCAACAUUAAUGGUAAAUUUAUACAUGAGAAAAAGGAAGAUACCAGUAGGAGAAUAUACCAUGAUGGCUGCAAACGGAAUGAUCGUCUUCAUGAAACAGUGUCAUAUAAAAUGAGCCUUAGCACCAGAAAAAAAAUUACAACAUUAAAUCACCCAAAUAUUUUACAAGUAAUGGAAAUUCUGCAUGGUUCCUACACAACAAAACUGGUAUAUUACCCUUUUGGUGAUUACACCCACACUUUGAAUAGUAUUGAAGUGAACAUUAGCAUGGACAAACUUUUGUCAUAUUUUGAUCAGCUUACUUCUGCCAUGCAAGAGCUGCACUUCCAUAAUAUACUGCACUGUGACUUGCGCUGCUGCCAUGUUUAUGUCAAUCCAUGUGAGGGCACACUUAAAGUUGGUCAUUUUGGAAGAGCCGUUUCACUUGAAGGAAAGCAAGCUAAUCCCUAUGCUUAUAAAAUGAUGCCACACGAUGCAGAAAAAUGGUCCGCACCAGAAGUAAAACACAAAGGGAUUUACUCACAAGCAUCCGACAUUUAUAAUUUAGCAUCUGUGCUUUGGGAAGCUUUGAACACACAGGAUUUCAUGCACAGGCUCAAUCCUGACCACAGACUGAGAAAGAUGCUUCCCUAA
Molecule: messenger RNA, 3450 nt
Organism: Spea bombifrons (plains spadefoot toad)
Lineage: Eukaryota; Metazoa; Chordata; Amphibia; Anura; Pelobatidae
Exons: 19
Coding region: 1-3450 (1149 amino acids)
Biological process (GO): protein phosphorylation
Molecular function (GO): ATP binding; protein tyrosine kinase activity
Source: RefSeq, a predicted model, not a curated record